Messenger RNA from Poecilia reticulata (guppy), 1948 nucleotides. Lineage: Eukaryota; Metazoa; Chordata; Actinopteri; Cyprinodontiformes; Poeciliidae. The record is from RefSeq and is a predicted model, not a curated record.
AUGCUGGGAGCUGUGCUGUCUCCCAGUGCAUGCUGGGAGCUCUGCUGUCUCCCAGUGCAUGCUGGGAGCCCUGCUGUCUCCCAGUGCAUGCUGGGAGCUGUGCUGAUGAACGCUGUGCUGCUGUCAGUGUUUCAGCGCAGCGCGGUUCUGGACCUGCAGUGCCCCCGCGGGCUGUCGGAGCUGGGCUUCCUGGACCUGCUGCGCUCACGCUGCCCCCUGCUGGCGGACGGACGGCCCUUCGACGUCUUCAUCGCCGCCAAGAACCGGCGGCUGCAGCCGCUGGCGGCGCAGAGCCUGACGCCGGAGCAGAUCUGCUGCGGCCACCGUUCAGGCGGGAACCCGACGCUCUACAUCCGGCUGAAGGAAAGCGAGGAUCCAUCUUCAUCCGACGCUGCGGCGAUGAAGAGAGACAAAACCGACCUUCAUUCCUGCCCUGCUGACGGUAGUGAGGAAGCCGACCCAGGCCUGGAGGCUGAAGACGACGACUGGAGGCCUGAUCCCGAACCACAGACCGCCAAAAGGCCGAGGAAGCGGAAGGAGAAAAGGGCGACGCAGAUGACCUUUGAGAGCAAGAGGUCCUGUAUGGUGUGCGGCGCCUGGUACAGGCAGCUGGGCAGUUUGAUCAGCCACGUCUGGAACCACGCAGGCGACCCGCAGGGCGUCUGCGGCGCCUGCGGAGAGAAGUUCGAGUCUGCAGACGAGCUAAAGGAGCAUCUUCGAAACCACCAGAAGGUCCACAGCUGCCAGCACUGCGGGAAGACGUUCGUGUCCGUCCAGAGCCUCAACCUCCACGAGGCGAAGCACACCGGACAGAGUCGGUUCCGAUGCGGCGUCUGCAGCAAAACCUUCACCAACAUGGCCUCCCUCAACUACCACCAGUGGCUGCAUGUGGAGGACAAGCCGCACAAGUGUGACGUCUGCCUCAAGACCUUCGGCUUGGAGUCGCACCUCGUGUCCCACAAAAAGCUGCACACGGUCAAGGAAAAGCACGUCUGCGACGUCUGCAACAGGUCGUUCCGGCUUCGCCGCGCCAUGACCCAGCACCGCCUGACCCACUCCGACGACAAGCAGUACGCCUGCGACGUCUGCGGGAAGCGCUUCAAGCUGGAGGGUUCGCUGAAGGUCCACGCCAAGACGCACACGGAGAGGGACCGGACGUUCCUGUGCCACGUCUGCUGCCGGACGUUCCUGUGGAAGGGAACGCUGAUGGCUCACCUGAAGACCCACAGCAGCGUCCGGCCGUUCGUCUGCGCCGUCUGCACCAAGGGCUUCUGGUUCAAGUGCGACCUGAAGAAGCACAUGAGGAUCCACUCCGACGAGGCGCCGUACGAGUGCUCGGAGUGCGGCCGCCGCUUCAAGCAGAAGGCCAACCUGGACAGCCACAUCAAGAUCCACAUGGGCAUCAGGAGGUUUGUGUGCGGCGAGUGUGGGAAGGAGUGCUCCCGACGGGAACACCUGAAGGUCCACAUGCGGACCCACAACGGAGACAAGCCCUACAAGUGCAGCGUCUGCGACCGGGCCUUCACCCAGAGCCACUGYCUGAAAACGCACAUGAAGAGUCACCCCACGGAGGGAAACCUGGACCCGACCCAGACUCAAGGCAUGUACGAAAACCCGGCUCUGGACCCGUCCCAGAGCCACGGGAUGGAAGGAGAGCCGGUUCUGGACCCGUCCCAGAGCCACGAGAUGGAAGGAGAGCCGGUUCUGGACCCGUCCCUGAGCCACGAGAUGGAAGGAGAGCCGGUUCUGGACCCGUCCCUGAGCCACGAGAUGGAAGGAGAGCCGGUUCUGGACCCGGCCCAGAGCCACGAUAUGGAAGGAGAGCCGGUUCUGGACCCGUCAGAAACCUGAACUGAUACCUUAAAUUCAUGACUUUAUUCCUAUCAGACUUUUACAUGUAAUAAUUAACUUGUAAUGACAAAAAUAAAUAAAACAGUUGAUCACUGGA